GUGAAACCAAUGGCGAGUGUUGUGGCAGUUCAUUCGGAUCUCACUGCCCCGACAAAUGUAGUUCGAAGAGUGAUGGCGAAACACCCAGAAUUGUUUCUGAUUGUUAUUGGCUUGUCGCUGACCAUCAUUUCACGAUAUGGGAGCAGUUCAUUUCUUUUCAGUUUGAGGCCGAAACCUAUCACUGUACCACCAAAACCACCAAAGAAAUUUUUCCCAAACAACUCACCAGUUUAUGAUUUUUUUAAUGGAGAACUUGAUCCGGUGGUCCGUCUUCUUGCCAAGGAGGAGCUUAUAUUCCUCAUGUACUAUGCUCCAUGGUGUUCUCGGUCCAUGGCCACUCGCUGGGAGUUCCACAAGGCAGCAAAACACAUGCAAGGACAGGUGAAGUUUGUGGCUGUGAAUUGCUGGUGGCCGGAUGGGCAGUGUCGGAAACGCUACAAGUUCCUGAUGUUCCCCGUGCUGUUUGUGUAUCACACACAUCUAGAUGGGUUCAGAUACUUAGGUGAGAUGGCGGCCGAGCACAUGGUGACGUUUGUGGAGGACCUUACCUAUCCAAUCACAGCCUUCCACUCUCAUGACCAGGUGAAGGCCUUUGUGGCCAGGCAUGAUAGUGCUGUGGUGGGCUACUUUGACCUCAACGCAUCCCCGCAACCACCAGGCUACCAACAGUUCUAUUUCGCCUCCAUGAGGAUGCUUGAACAAGAUCCCUACAACCAGAUCAAAUUCUGCAUCUUCCCGGGGAAGUCUUUGGCGGAGUCCUACAACUUGACACAAAGUAACGAUGUGAUGUUACUGCGUGUUGCCAACUCCACACUGAAAUAUCCUCGAGAAUUUAACUUGACCAGCUCCCAGCUUGUGACCUGGAGUCUUCAACAUCGACAAAAACCUAUGGUAAGGUCUCUGGCACCUUUGGGAGUGAAGAGUUUGAUAUUGUCAAAGGAGAUGGCUCAGGGGCCAGCCGUGAUUGCCUUCUAUGCCCUCAAUCCCUUGUUUGACACCAACCAACCAUAUCAUGUGAUGAAGGACCUGGCGCUGCAGUACCACAGCUGUGAGGAGAUCCACAACCUAGAGGAUGCCAUCUCACACUGGAGGAGCCAGGUCAGGUCCGCCCAGGUCCAGUACCACCAGGUCGUCGAGUUCUGUGCAAACUACCGCAAGCAACGUAACGUAGGACUCUACGACUUCAAAUGCUGUGUCUCCCUUGCUUCCAAAACCCUGGAGGAGAUGUCCAGCAAGGCACACAAUGUCUGCGAAUACUGUGUCCACCGACCGAGACAGAUGGGGCCGGGGUGUUCCAGUUUAGACAUUGACCCUCAAGUAGAGGAGUGGACUAUGCUGCAUACCAACUUCUGUAGGAACUCUAUAGAGAAUUAUAAUGUUAAUGAAUAUCAUAGUCUGUGUUGUCAGUGGUGUGGUGAUGAUACUGCCUCCAUAGUGCCUGUCCUCCAGUCAGACUUUUUACCCAUGUCUUUCAGAUCAGGGAAGCGUAGAGUGACUGAUAGGUAUGUGUGGCAAGAAAUUGAAAAUAAGCCAAAACGGUUGUGUAAAAGGUUGACUUUACAGAAAUUACAGGGCCAUGUGCCUUAUGAAAAUAGUUAUAACUUUGAAGAGUCCCUUCCAGUCAAUUUUACGGGUUUGGGUUGUCGUAGUAACCGGACUGUGAACUUCUAUGCAAUGGAUGCUGUGCGGCACUCUGUGUUUGCUGAGAGGCUUGGUGUGGAUGUGUCAACCUUACCACAGAAUCCAGCGGUUGUUAUUUUUGAUAAGGAAAAUGAAGAACAGUACUUGCUCAAAGAAAAUUUUACAGCCAAAAAUGUUGCCUCCUUUAUCCUGAACUUCACCCGUGGUCAUGCCGGCCGGUCUCUGCGGUCACUGACCUAUGCCCCCUCUACCUGUGAUAAAACUGAGACCAGUGUAUGCGUUGUCGAAGUCUCGUCUAAUACAUUCCACACUGUCGUCAUGGAUCCUCAUAAGGAUGUACUGCUGUUUGUGUAUGCCUCAUGGUGUGGCUUCUGUGCCAACAUCAAUCAUGUCUACCUCUCAUUGGCCAAGUAUUUCCAGUCAGCGCAGAGCAUCGUGUUUGCCAGGCUAAAUGGUGACACCAAUGAUCUUCCAUGGGAAUUUACAGUAGAGUCUUUUCCAGCUAUCAUCUUCUUUCCAGCCAACAGGAAAGCUAACAGUGCUGUCUUCCCCGACACCAUUCCUGUGACGAUGCCCAACCUGAUCCGAUUCGUGCUGCAGCACUCUACGCAGAGUCUCCGAGUGGAGACAGCUCUUGGCGUCUGUUCCAAAGCCUGUAUACAGAAAAAUCGGGAAUAUGCUGUUAAUGCUCGAUAUAGCCUACAACAGAAGCAGUCACGUCUUCGACUGCGUCUGAGUAUGAUUAACGCAGAAUGGGACCAUUUGAGCACUACUGCAAGGAUGUUUCGAUACAUUUCCCGGAGACACAUCCACAGCGUUCUGCAGCAGACGCGACGGAACCUUCUGGUGGUUGAUCAGCUGCAGCAGUUCCUCCAGUCCAGCAAUGGAGUUUACAUCGAAAAUUCCAAACUGCGCCAGUUUAUGUCAGAGCACAAACUUCUUCAGGAAUUGGAUCUCAAUGCCAGUUAAUGAUUAAACCUUAAUAUUAAUAUUACCGUUAUGUCAAUUAUGUGGUCUCCGUAAACAUUGUUAUUUCCACUCCAGACAAAUAUGCAUGUUUUUUAAAAUGUUGACGUGAGGUAUCUGUUGCCAUUUAAAACAUCUACAGUGCACAAGGGGUGAAGUUGUUUUGCACUGUUUUGACAUUUUCAAAGUUGAUGGAUUGCCUAUCAUAAGCAUUUUGGAAAAUAAGAUACAUUGUCAAGAUGAUUUAAGAGUCAGUAGACGUAGCACUAUGCAGGAAAACAGCAUUAGAAGUCACUUUGUUCAGUUUAUGGAACGUGAGUCAAUAUUUUUUCAUGGUGAUGCAUCAUUUACAAUAUGUCAGUUGCUGUUGUUUUUCCUGGUUCUAAUGUGAAAUCCGUUCUUUUUACAAGAUCAGGAGAUAAUGGAUGUGUGCAUGACAGACUGUUGUGAUAACUUUGGAGUAUUUGUGCACAGUUUUGCAUCCAGCCGAUUGCAUUACUUAAUAUUGUGGCACCUCGUGGUGUGAGCUGAAUAUGAUAUUAACUUAUUCAAGCAAGACAAAAACUCAUUAUUUUGUAAAAUUCUACAUUUUUUGUUUUCUCACAAAACAACAAAUAUUGAACCUCACUGAAUUUAGAAUGAAAUUUUAUUAAGUUUUGAAAUAUGAAAUGUCAACGCCAGAAUAUAAUCAGUCUCGACUAUCUGCAGGAACAGAUACCAUUGGGAGUAAAACGCAAAACAGCAGUGAAAAUUAUAUGCAUGGAUCACUGAAAAUCAUUAAUGACACUAGAUGUUCUCAAAAAUGGUAAGCAUGUCCUGUCCAACCGGUAGCACCUGCCACUCUUACCAUGAAUGUAGAAUCAAAAGAGGAAGGAAAAAUUGACAUAUGAGUUCACAGAGUUCAGGAUCUGAAUGAAAGUCAGAGGUUCUUGUCAUUACCUCAGUGUAACAUAUAUAGACAUUUAGGGAUCACUUUUAAAACACGGUAUCAGAAAAUAUCAGAAAACCACAAGGAUCCAGGACCCUCUUUUUUCUGAUACAGAAACACUGCAAAUAAUGCCCUACAGGGGCGGAUCCUGAAUUGAAAAAAGGUCCAGUUGGGCCAUUUGUAACUUGAGUGGAAGAGAGACCAAAGCCUACACCAAAAUAUACCUUUGAUUGUAUGGUGCGUAUUCCUGUAGUGAGUUGUUGAAUUCAUUUGUGCAGGAGCCGCACUAGAUUUUUAUCACCAUCUAUUGAAUGUUGGCCAUCAGGACUUGCCACAGUCACUCUCAGCGAAGCUUCUGCAUCUCCUGUUAUUGGCAAAUAUUAAAACAGGAUACGAUCCAUCACUCCUCCUUGCUUUGAAAUGAAAUAGAAUUAUGUCGUAAUGACUGCAUUUUUUCGCUGUAAAUCAUACCACUUUGUCAGGUAUUCAUAUAUACCUUUUCAUGUGUGUUUACAGAAAUAAAUCCAGGCCAUCCAAAGAUUUUGUUAUUAAAAAUGGCAACUAUUGUAUGACAUAAAACUGUCAGUGUUAAGUGUUGCUGAUGUGUUGGCUGCAUCCCAGGGCUAAGUCUGAUGGGCUCUACAUCACACUGGGGAAUGUCUGGACCACAGCACUCUGUCAGGCCAAUUAGUUUAUUAUGUCACAUGUGAAGACUGAUUUAUGUUGCACAUAUCUGACCUGCAUUCAUCUUUCUGGUGCUGGGCUCAGGAGAAGCAUGAUAGGUGAUGGCCUGAAUCUGUGAUUUGAACAAUUAGGUAUCACCGAGUGAGAGAAAGAGUGAUGGCGAGUGAGUGAUAGUAAACAAAGGAUAAUUAUUUUGCGAAUCUGGGAUUUUAACAAUUACCGAUUGAAGUAGUGAGUGAGUGAUAGUGUAUGAAUGGUAGUGAGUGUUCGGGAGUGAGUGAUUGAAUGAAUGAUUUCAUGCUUCUUUAAAGCUUUUGAGUUCGAUCAUGGUGUUAUAUCACGAAGAAACUCCAAAGUGGUGCAGAUUAUACAUUUACACCACUUUCCUGAAACGAAAAGCAUGGGUAUGGAUUAUGAAGUCCAGGAUAAUGAUUUGAGUGAAUCUAGUAUUCAAACCUAAGGGUCAGGGAAGCAAACCUGCACAGCAAAUUGCAGCACCGUAUACUGCAGGGCCAUCAGUGACAAUGUUGAAUUUUUUCUCUUGGUGCAUCUUGCUGCAGAGCAGUGAUAGAACGAUGUCUUGUUUAAGUUUAUUGUCAGGCGGUCAUUCUGUUCAAACUGGGGGGCACGGUUGGCCCAGCCGUCACUGGGCAUGCCAGAAACCUAUGAUUGUGGGUUCGAAUCCCGGUUCCUCCAGAUUAUGUUUCUAGGUUUGUCAGCACCAUACCUGUGCUCGUGGGUUUCACCGAAGUGGUAAACGUCUGAGACCUGAAUCACUUGGGGCUUUCCUACCACAUUAAGCUGACUAGCCGCGAUAUAACUGGAAUACUGUCAAAAGUGGCUUCAAACCCAACUCACUCACUCACUCACUGUUCAAACUGGAUGAGAUGAAAGACAGAAGAUGAGACAUGUCAAAGAGGCACAUUUAUUUUGUAAUUAUUUUGGGAUAAUUGUGAAUAAAUGUUUGAUACCUUUGAAAUGACUUUCUGAUUACUUUAUUGUUGGUGGUAGGUUAUUGUAGACAGUAGAGCAAGUAGGGGGACUGAGCAGAUGCUUGUUAUAAGACAUUCUUGAUGUCUGAGGAAAACGUUGGUUUGUUGUUUUAAAAUUGAGGAGUAUGUUUCUAUUUCAUAUGAAUAUUUGUGUGAAUGUGGUUGUAUAAAGAAAAAAAUGCACUUACUAAUGUUGAAGGUGCAUAAUCUUGGAUAAUGAUGUGAUUGGUUUUAUGGAUCUAUUUUUUUUGUCUAAUAUUUGAGAUUUGAUAAAGAUUGUUGAUGUAUGAAAUAGAUUACUUUGGGAAUAAAAGGCUAAAUAGUUGUGAAAAUUAUAUGAAUGGAUCACUAAAAAUCAGUGAUUACACAAGGUGUUCACGAAACCUCAGGGGCAUUUAUGUCAGGUUUCUGAAGAGCAUUCCUUUUUCAUUGACAGCUAAUAUUUUGAAACUUUGUUACAAAAUUAUCAUUUUGCUCAAUAUUGAUCAAUUUGAUGGCUGUGAUUAUGCUUUAGGUCCAAGAAAAAUAUUGAAGUUGCACCUAUUAGAGAUUUGUUAUCAGAUGUUCAUAACCAGUUGUUCAUUGAGGAAAAGUGCUCAUAGUUAACUAAAUAUUAAAAAGUACAUUUAAAAAGAAACUUUAAUAUUUUGUCUGUUUUAGUUCUUAAUUUUUGGUAAUUUUAUUUCUUCAACAUGUUUUAUGCAACGUAUAUUGAUAAUUGACUUUGUACAAUAACUAUUUGUUUGCCACUCUGGUAUACAGUAUUUUUGUGUGUUCGGUUAUUACAAUAGUAUAAUUGCAAUUUAACACAAUGAUUGAUAAACCUCAGCAUGGUACCUAUCUCCAUGUCUCCAUUUUGAUGCCUAAAAUGAUGUCACGAUCAUAUCAACUUACCUGACUUGUGUUAGAAAUCCUCCAUAUCGGAUCAUACCUUUUGUCAACUUCUAUGUUAUUUUGUUUGUGCUCUUUAUAACUAGGUACAUGUAUUUGCAAUGUUUUAUAGACUUGGAAAAAGAAACAUCUCCUAAACCUAUUAGUAUGUAUAUAGAGAGGUGAUUCUGUUUGGCAUGAAGAACCUGCAAGUCCUGUGGUAGCUUCCAGUUAUUGGAAUGAUACUAUGGACGUAUUGUGAAUAUACAAAUACAUAUACAUGAUUGUACGUGACAAUGUCCAGACCGUUAUUGGAUGAUUGGGGCUCUGAAGGUGUAGAGUGUUAAGGUCCUUGGUAUAAAGGAUUAUUAUUGUCCAUUAUGCUUGUGCAUUGUAGCCAUCCAGGGUAACUCAUAUCAAGAUAGGAAAACAUGAUGGCAUGGUUUCUUUUAUGAUUAUUGUUCACAACAAGUUUUUGUCAUUUCAUCUGACGUUAGUUCAACUAGAACUAGAAGAUCACGACUACAGGUCAUAUGGUUUUUGUAGUUGACUCUUCUUGCAGGAAAAACUGUUUUUGAGUGAGUGGGAUUGUGCUAUGUGACUGCAUGUUAGAUGAAGAAAUGUGUACAUUGAAUUUUCAUCUGCAUUCCGGGGGCACGGUUGGCCCAGUCGUCUAAGGCACCACGAUUCGCUGUGCAGAGUUGCGUCCCUUGGGCAAGCCAAAAACCUAUGAUUGUGGGUUCGAAUCCCGGUUCACCCCGAUUAUGUUUCUAGGGUUGUCAGCACCAUACCUGUGCUCGAGGGUUUCACCGAAGUGAUAAACAUCCGAGACCUGCAUCACUUCGAGCUUUCCUCCCACAUUAAGCUGACACGCCGCGAUAUAACUGGAAUACUGUUAAAAGCGGCGUUAAACCCAACUCACUCACUCAUUUGUCUGCAUUCCUUAAGCUGUUUUAUUUUUGUUCUUAUAUUUGUUUUUAUUGUAACAAUUAGUAAUGGGCAUAUUUCUAAUUUCAAGUAACAAUUGAAGGAUGGCAAAAGUAAAAGUAAGAAAUAUUAAGUAUAUCUUCUGUCCAAGUAUGAACUAUGUGUACAUGAAAUUUACAAUGACAUGAUUGUGUGACUGAAACACAUAUUUUAUUAUUUUUGAGUUUAUGAUUCGUUGUAUAUAGAUUUGUAAAUACUUGUAUGUAUUUAUAGAAUAUGUGCAAAUGAAAACAAAACCGAUGUAUAGCUCAGUCUUAAGAAUCUGUUUCCAAGUGCACUUGUUGAGAUUGUAAUUUUUCAAGACAAUCUCUUCUUCUCACAUAGUGCAGCAAACUAGCCACUUAACGCUUACAUUGAUGAACAGAGACUACCAUUUCAUGGUAUAGAAUUGUUGAUUAAUUUCCCUGUUACUGAACUGGGUCCACAACCUGGCCUUACUAAGUGGAAGCAUGAAAAAUAUCAAAAACCAAACACUUUGCUGUUACUUCUUUGUCAUAAAUAAAAAUGUCAAAAAUGACCAUCUGUCACCGAGAGUUUCUCGUUGUGGACUAUGAACCAUUGUUACUGACAUUUAAUAUGGUGUCCGUAUUCUUGAGUUCAUCAUAGUCACUGUAGAUGUUUCCCUAAGUCAUUGCAUCUGAAAUUUAACAUGGUGUCUGUAUUCUUGAGUUCAUCAUAGUCACUGUAGAUGCUUCCCUCAUUGUCUCUGCAUUAGUGGGGCAUCCAGAAAUGCUGUAAGCAAUCAUAGCUCCUUUAUCUCCAGCAUGUUCAGUGCAGUAUUGAUAAUCAAAGUUACUGGAGACACUCCACUUACCCCGGGAUUUGAUACUACACGUAGCGGAUCUACGGUUACUUGCUAAGAUAUUCCAUCUGUAUAAAGAAUACUAGUUUUCAUUAUGCAUGUCAACAACCAGAUUCAUGUUCAUUACAUUUAGAAUAAGUUUUGUAUUUUGCACAUGAUAUGCAUGAGUGAAUUGUUCCUUUAUGGUAUUGUAUUUUGAGCAUAAACAUGAAUGUCCUCAUUCUCUGUAAUUCCAAUCAAACAAAGUACAUUAUAUUUUUAUUGGUAGGAAUACAAAUCAAAAUGAAUGGAUGUAUUCAGAGCUGCCAACUCUGAACCAUAGCUUUUAAGCGCGGUAUAAGAGCAUUGCUGGUAAAGUAAAUAUGAAGUAAAGAGCAAAUGCUAGUUUGACUAAUUGAGUUUUACUUUGAAACAACAACAGGCAAACCAACCAACAUUCUUAUCAAUACACUUCCUAGGGAAUUCAAAAAUGUCAUUUCCUCAAUACUUAUUAGAAAUGAGGCUAUUUUUUUUUAUACUAUUGCUGCUAUGGCUUAAAGCACUAGUUACUCAUUCACUUUUUCUGUAUGUUUGAUUCCAGAUGGUUGAAGAAAUGUGUGAUUUGAUAAUGGGAAAUUGUGUUGGCAGUUCUGAAUAGUUCAAUGUUUUUUGACAUACUGGUCAACUGAGCAAAUGCUAAUAUGUUUGGAAAUUGGCAUUUUGUUGUUUUCAGGGAUUAAACUAUGUCUAAAAAGGUGUAUCUUAGCUGUGACAGGCCAAAUGUCUCAACAACCAUUAAUUAGCAUCAGGAAACUUGCCAGGGUUUCCUUGAGCCAAACCAUUUUCAUACUGCUAUUGUGACACAACAAAUAUAGCUUGCAUACAGGACCUACAAAUUACAUGUGAACUAGGCUCUGUUUCACAUAGUCAUCUUUGUGUAGCAUAUUUAGCACUAAUAUCACUUUUGGAAAUUGUGCUUUGGAAACAACCUCCAUUUUUCAGUAAAUUAUGAAUAAUGUUUAUGGUUCCAUUCUGUUAUGAUGAGUACCCUGCAGCUCUACUCUGCCAUGGCAUCAUUUUGAGUCUGACAUUCGAUUCAUCAGACUGACGAGCGAGAAUAUUCUGCAAUGAUGAGAGAGCUAGAGAUCAUGACGUCACUCCACAAAUGAAGAUUUGGAAUUCGGUCCAAGGGGCAUAUUAUGAUAGAAUAUAGUGGAUAUUCGAGGAUGUUUGGCUGCUUGAAGUAUGUGCCUUUAGUGGAAGUGGAUUGAGAAAGUUUUCACUCUAUAGUAAUAUGUUUUUCUCCUUUUCAUUCUGUCUCUCACAUCUAUUGAAUAUUACCAGUGUCAUGUACGCCUGUCACUGAUGCACUAAAUCCUUCAUUUGAAGUAUUUGUAAGCCUUUUGUCUGCACAGGAAAAAGCCCUGAAAAGUGCCAUUGGUUGCCAUGUCAUUAAUUCACAAUUAAUCUUUGAUUGAUAGAUGUCAGGUGGUGUCCAAUCUUUUCAUACGUUUCACAAGUAGUGCAUCAUAUUUACACCACGUGUUGAGGAUGUGAGGAAUAUAUGGAAAUGUAUCUGAGGGAAGAAAUUCAUGAAUAAUUUACGAUCAACAUAAAUAAAUUCUGCGUUCUUAUUUUCAA
Haliotis rufescens (red abalone) is the source of this 9490-nucleotide messenger RNA. RefSeq names its product thioredoxin domain-containing protein 11-like. The transcript is spliced from 14 exons. Gene Ontology annotation, molecular function: protein binding. Lineage: Eukaryota; Metazoa; Mollusca; Gastropoda; Lepetellida; Haliotidae. The record is from RefSeq and is a predicted model, not a curated record. The coding region runs from base 10 to 2610 and encodes 866 amino acids.